Molecule: messenger RNA, 3455 nt
Organism: Pararge aegeria (speckled wood butterfly)
Lineage: Eukaryota; Metazoa; Arthropoda; Insecta; Lepidoptera; Nymphalidae
Product: nucleolin 2-like
Exons: 7
Coding region: 86-3220 (1044 amino acids)
Molecular function (GO): mRNA binding
Source: RefSeq, a predicted model, not a curated record
UACCAUGUGCAAGUGGAUUGCGGACAUGUGUUUUGAAUUGAAUUACAUUUGUGUUUUUAUUCAUAUUUUUAACUUUUAAAGUGCUAUGGAUUACGUUGUAGGCAGCAUCGCGGCGUUACUAUCAGGCAAUGUAACACCCAAUCGGCCUAAACAUCUGAAAAAAGCUCAAACACCGACAAAACAUCAACCCUCUCCGAACGUUACGCCGAAGAGCGAGUUUGUGGAAGACCGGUCCAUAUUCCUAUCCCCCACGAUGAUUAAGAAGAAGGAUAUUAUAAAGAAAUCGCCUAAAAGAAUAUUCGAGAACCCAGGCCUUGACGUUACUAACGGUGAGGAUAACGAUUCUAUUGUGAGCCCUAAGGCGGAGAAAGUAAAAAAAAUGUUAAAAGAUAAUUUAGAGGCUAGUUCUAGUGUGGUAGAUACUAUCUUGGUGCGGCAGCAAUUGAUCAAAAACAGCGAGAAAUCUCCUAAAAAAGCAAAUAAAAAGAGAUUAAGCAAUAAUGUUGAGAAUACAGAUGAAAACAUAACACCCACGAAGAAACAAUGUCUAUCAGACAUUGGAAAUGACAUAAAAAAGGAUAUAUCAACUUCAGUAUCUUUGGGUAAUAGUCCGAAAAGUAAAGUUACAGAAUCAAAGUUUGCAGCUGCAAUGAACGGUGAGAAUUCACCAGAAAAUAUAGGAACUGUGUCUAAGAAGAUGAAUAAGCAACCACAGAAUGACUUUAUUGUUGAAGAAAUACCCAAAGCAAAUGCUAGUGAAGAUCUUAAAAAUAAAAAAGAUAAUCAAAGCCCAAAGAAGAAAAAUAGGAAAAGGAACAAGUCCAAACAAAAAGGACAGAAUAAUCUAUCUGGACAACAAGGACAGAAUAAUAUAUCAAUGGUUAAAAUAAACCCAGUCAUGGUUACAAAUGAGAAGGCAGUUGCAAAUGAUGUUAAGGUAGUAGAAAAUAAGGAAAUUAGCACCAAUUUAGCUUCUGUGGUUAAUCAGGGCCAGAAGAAGAAAAAAAAGAAGAGGAACAAGGCAAAACAAAAUGGACAGAUUGAUAAAUCUGACUCAACAGUUAACACAAAUCCAAUCACGGUUACAAAUGAGAGUGCAGUUGGUAAUGAUGUUAAUGUUAUAGAAAAUACAGAAAUUAGCACCAAUUUAGCUUCUGUGGUUAAUCAGGGCCAGAAGAAGAAAAAAAAGAAGAGGAACAAGGCAAAACAAAAUGGACAGAUUGAUAAAUCGGACUCAACAGUUAACACAAAUCCAAUCACGGUUACAAAUGAGAGUGCAGUUGGUAAUGAUGUUAAUGUUAUAGAAAAUACAGAAAUUAGCAGCAAUUUAGCUUCUGUAGUUAGUCAGAGCCCAAGGAAGAAAAAAAAGAGGAAUAAGUCAAAACAAAAUAAAAACAAAACCCAAAUUGAAAAAACAGGUAUACAGGUAACUAACCCAAUUGCAAAUGACGAAAGUUGUUCAGAAAAUUUAAAAGUACCAGCACUUGAUGAAAUUAACGCUAAUACCUCUACAAGUGAUAGUAGUCCAAAAAAGAAAAAUAAGAAAAAUAAAUCAAAACAAAUUCAAAGUCAAAAAAAAACUGAAUCAACAAAUUUAAAUCUUGACUCUGCUACAAAUAUGGAAGUAGAUUCAGAUAAUGAAAAUGAAAUGGAAAAUGACAAAGUUACAGACACUAAUACAUCUAAAGAAAAUCAAAGUCAAGAAGAUGAAAUCAAGAAGAUGACAUCAAAACAAAAUAAAGACAAUGAACAAGUUGAAUCUGCAGUUAGUGAUAAUGACGAAGUUAAUCCUAAUGCAAUAACAAAUGAAGAUACAGAUUCAGAACAUGAUUCGGAUGAUGAUGAAAUGGAUUCUGAAAAUGAAGAAAUUAAUAAAGAGGCAUUAGACACAGGUCCAGCAGAUGACAGCUCUGAUGAGGAAACAGAGAAACAGGAAAAGAAACCCGACAAGAAAUCCAAAAAGGAUUCUACAGAAACUAGUGUAAACCCCGAUGAGGAAACAAAAAGAACAUUGUUUGUGGGCAACGUGCCCUUCAGUAGUAAAUGUAAGAAGGAGAUAAAGAAGAUAUUCAACCAAUACGGACAGAUUGAGUCAGUCAGAAUCCGUACUGUCCCAGUAAAAGAUGCGAGAGACACUCCAAAGUUGGCGGUGAUCAAGAACGAGCUUCAUCCUGACAGGACCACUGUCAACGUUUAUGUCAGAUUUGCAGAUGCAGACUCAGUGAACAAGGCGCUGGCGGAGAACAACUCGGUCCUCAACGGCAACCACUUGCGCGUGCAGGCCAGCGCGUCGUCGGGCGCGCCGCACGACGCGCGCUGCGCGGUGUUCGUGGGCAACCUGCCCUUCGCGCUCGAGGACGAGGCCUUGCGCGCCGCCUUCCGCGCGUGCGGCGACAUCCACUCCGUGCGCAUCGUGCGCGACAGGAAAACCUGCGCCGGGAAGGGUUUUGGCUACGUGAACUUCAAAUCUAAAGAUGGUGUAGAACUAGCCCUAGCGUUGUCAGAAGAAGAUCUGACAAUAAAGAACCGGAUCCUACGGGUGAAGAGGUGUACGCAACCAACGCAGAACCAAUUGGGCAAGAAAGAAAAGUUUAAUAAGCAAAAUCAACCAGACAGGCAAGAUGCAAGAAACUUUGGUAGAGGCAAGUUUGGUGGCCGUCCAAACGACAGGUUCGGGGGAAAACCGAAGGACAGGUUUGGUGGCAGAUCAAACGAAAGGUUCAAUGGCAGGUCAAAUGACAGGUUCGUUGGUAAACCAAAUGACAGGUUUGCUGGCAGACCGAACGACAGGUUUGGUGGCAGACCAAACGACAGGUUUGGUGGCAGACCAAACGACAGGUUUGGUGGCAGACCAAACGACAGGUUUGGCAACAGAGAUAACAACCAAUUUGGCAAGGGAGAUAACGACAGGUUUGGCAAGACGGACAAUUUUAGGCAAGGAAAUCCAGGCAAUAAAGUGGGAAAUUUUGGUAAAGGCAAGUUCGGUGAUGCGCAGAACGAUGACAAAAAUAGCGGAGCUUACAGAAGAGUUAUGAACAAAAGGAAGAGCCAGGAAGCUGGCGAGGGUCCACCCAAUAAGAGACAGAAUGUGGACCAACCACCGAAAGAGAAGAAAGAAAGAAAAGAGUUCGUCGGUAUGACUGCAGAGAAGAAAAAAAAAAACAAAUUCGACAAGGGACUAAAGAAGAAGAAGAUCCUCAGUGAAAUCUUGACGAAAUAACGAAGUCAAUAGUUAUCAUAAUUAUUAUUUCCGCCAUCUUGAAUCCUGCAUCAGACGCUGUUAUUUGACGUUGUUCAUUGAAAUGGCGUGGUCAGAGGCGUAGUUCUAACUUAUUUUACUUACCUAAACUUUUCCCAUACAAUACAUACAUACAGUGGCGUGCACUUCAUACAUGCACAAAAGCUCUGCAUACCCUAAAAUUUUUGUAUAACCCAUUAAUGCGAAGGAUUGUUCC